ACGAGCAUAUGCCCUGUAUCGCGCACGUCAUACAGAGAAGCAUCACUGUGAGUCUCGCUGACAGCGGAUUUGUUCCUGCAUUAGCCAAGUGUCGCAAGAUUGUGGGACAUUUUAAACACAGCCCGGCAAACUUAACGGAGCUGAAUGCAGAGCAGGUGAAACUCGGACAGCAGCAGGAGCCACUGAUCCAAGACGUUCCAACGCGGUGGAAUUCCACACUUGAAAUGGUCAAACGCAUCAUCCCCAAUCAAGCAGCAAUAAAAGCAACCCUGGAUCAACAGCAGCAUAAUCUCGUCAUGCUGACGCCAGCAGAAUGGGAUAAACUCCAGAGACUGGAGACCCUUCUAGAGCCCUGCCGGUAUGUGACUCAGAUCCUGGGUGGGGAGGCCUACGUCUCCUGCUCAGUGGUACUACCUGCCCUCUGCCACUUACACUGUGUAAUGGAAACUUCUGAUGAGGACCCUGCAUACAUGAUUAGAUUUAAGACCAAAUUCAAAGACGACCUAGGCUCCCGCCAAGAACACACCAACAAUGCAUGGCUCAAGAUUGCAACCGCACUGGACCCACGUUUUAAGGACUUGAAAAGUGUGCCCAAGGCAGACAGAGAGGAGGUGUGGACCAAACUUGGAGGCCUUCUGCGUGAAUCACCUGGAAGACCUUCACACACUACUGAAGAUGGGCCACCCAAGAAGAAAAUGAACCUUCUUCUACAGCUGGGCUCAGAUUCAGAAUCAGAUGAAGAGGUACAGCCUGACAGAGCCUUACACAGGUACAGAGCAGAGCCCACCAUUGAAAUGACGGACUGUCCCUUGCAGUGGUGGUCAUCUCAUGCAGGAGCCCAUGACAAGCUGGCUCCGUUGGCUCGGAAAUAUCUAGCCACUCCUGCAUCCUCAGUUCCCUGUGAAAGACUCUUCUCACUUGCCGGUCACAUUGUGCAAAAGAAGCGGUCAGCUUUACUCUCAGAAAAUGUGGACAAAUUGGUUUGCCUCAGUAACUGGCUAAAGGAUGAAUAGAGAAGC
This is a messenger RNA of Entelurus aequoreus (snake pipefish), 1019 nucleotides long. Its product is annotated as E3 SUMO-protein ligase ZBED1-like. The transcript has 2 exons. Bases 9 to 1013 code for a protein of 334 amino acids. Gene Ontology annotation, molecular function: protein dimerization activity. The record is from RefSeq and is a predicted model, not a curated record. Lineage: Eukaryota; Metazoa; Chordata; Actinopteri; Syngnathiformes; Syngnathidae.